Molecule: messenger RNA, 2130 nt
Organism: Sus scrofa (pig)
Lineage: Eukaryota; Metazoa; Chordata; Mammalia; Artiodactyla; Suidae
Source: RefSeq, a predicted model, not a curated record
GAUGUCUGUCGGGUGUGGAGGGAGGUUCUAGGACCAGGAGGAAGUAGCUAGAAGGGGAAGCGGCUGCAGAGAGAAGGCAGGUGCACAGCCCAGAGGCAGCCUCUGAGCCUGCCGGCAAAGCCAAGAUGAAUGCCAAGGCAGGACCCCCAGAGGUGCUGAGGCCUCUGCAGAGAACAUCGGCAGCCCCUGCGUGGCCCUGUUCCGUGCGGCUCCGAAGCGCAGGGGACCAGGGGGCCGGCACGUUGCAGGUGCUGGGGUGGCUGGCCGGGCUGUGGCUGGGCGCCGUGACUCUCGCCUGCCUCCUGUGGCUGGUGCUCUCUCCUCCCACCCAGGGCCAAGUGCACCCUGACGAAGGGCCCCCCGAGACUUGGGGCCUUGGCUCCAGCCUGGCCUGGGAGGCCCUGGGAGGGGAGGCCCGGCAGCUGCAGAAUGACUCCUGCCGGCUUGUCCUCGUGGAGAGCAUCCCUCAGGACCUGCCGUCUGUGGUGGGCAGUCCGUCCGCCCAGCCCCUGGCCCAGGCCUGGCUGCAGCUGCUGGACGCCGCCCAGGAGAGCAUCCACGUGGCCUCCUUCUACUGGUCUCUCACGGGGCCUGACAUUGGGGUCAACGACUCGUCCUCACGGCUGGGAGAGGCCCUUCUGCAGAAGCUGCAGGAGCUGCUGGAUAGGAACGUCUCCCUGGUGGUGGCCACCAGCGCCCCGACACUGGCCAGGAAGUCCACCGACCUGCAGGUCCUGGCGGCCCGAGGAGCCCAGGUGCGACAGGUGCCCAUGGGGAAGUUCACCGGCGGCGUCUUGCACUCCAAAUUCUGGGUCGUGGAUGGGCGGCACGUCUACGUGGGCAGCGCCAACAUGGACUGGCGGUCCCUGACACAGGUGAAGGAGCUCGGCGCCAUCAUCUACAACUGCAGCCGCCUGGCCCGGGACCUGGAGAAGACCUUCCAGACCUACUGGGUGUUGGGGGCGCCGAAGGCUGUCCUCCCCAAACCCUGGCCCCGGAACGUCUCCACCCACUUCAACCGCUUCCACCCCUUCCAGGACCACUUUGACGGGGUGCCCACCGCUGCCUACUUCUCGGCCUCGCCGCCCGCACUCUGCCCGGCUGGCCGCACCCGGGACCUGGAUGCGCUGCUGGCGGUGAUGGGGGGCGCCCGGGAGUUCAUCUACGCCUCGGUGAUGGAGUAUUUCCCCACCUCCCGCUUCCGCCACCCCCCCAGGUGGGUCGGGCGGGAGCCGGACGGGCCUGGAGGGUGGAGGCCCCUCCUGCUGCGGGCAGCGCCUGGCCCGUCUCCUCUCCCGCCAGGACCCCUGAGCACCCCCUCCCCACCCCUCCCCAGAUACUGGCCGGCGCUGGACACGGCGCUGCGGGUGGCGGCCGUCGGCAGGGGCGUGCGGGUGCGCCUGCUGGUCAGCUGCUGGCUCAACACGGACCCCAGCAUGUUCCCCUACCUGCGCUCCCUGCAGGCCCUCAGCAACCCCGCCGCCAACGUCUCCGUGGACGUGGUGAGGCCCCGCUCCCUGCUGGGUGGGGAAGCAGCCUCGCCCGCCCCGACUCACCCUCUCUGUCCCCAGAAAGUCUUCAUCGUGCCAGUGGGGAACCACUCCAACAUCCCAUUCAGCAGAGUGAACCACAGCAAGUUCAUGGUCACGGAGAAGGCGGCCUACAUAGGCACGUCCAACUGGUCGGAAGACUACUUCACCAGCACCUCGGGGGUGGGCCUGGUGGUCAGCCAGCGGGCCCCCCACACCCAGCCGGGGGUGGCCACCAUGCAGGAGCAGCUGCGGCAACUGUUUGAGCGAGACUGGAGCUCCCGCUAUGCUGUAGGCCUAGACGGGCAGGCCCAGGGCCAGGACUGUGUUUGGCAGGGCUGAGGUCCAGCCCUUCUCGGCUGUGGGGCCCCACUGCUCCCGUCAGGCCUCGCUGCCGGGUCCCCAGUCUGCACGCCAAGCAGCUCCAUCUGCCAAGCGCUGGUCAGGGGCAGCACUGCCCUGAGCAGGGCAGGUGCAAACUUUUUGCUCUCCAAAUCUAGCCCCUUAAACCCCACCUCCUCCAGGGAGCCCUCCAGGAUGCCCCUCCCCGACUCCCAGAGAACCACAACUCCUGCCUUUAGAAUACGUGUGUGCCUCCCCA